This is a messenger RNA of Amoebophrya sp. A120, 3588 nucleotides long. The record is from the annotation of a GenBank genome assembly. Lineage: Eukaryota; Dinophyceae; Syndiniales; Amoebophryaceae.
UCCUCCCCAGGACACAAGGAAGCUGUCUCUCUUAAUCCUUGCUUUUUUAGUUCAUUUCUCCAUCCUUUUCCAUAUCCUUUUAGCAAAAAGCCUGGCAGCUGCAUAUGAUGAUGGCAGGUGUCGCGGACGAGCGGGAAGAUAAUAGUCUCCAUGCAAACCAGCAACAGGAGAUCACCGAGAAGACGAAGCUACUCCCUUCUCCGACGGGCGAAACCACGCGAAAGCCUGCGUGGAUUGACAAGGAGAAAUACGUUACCGCUUCGCAGGGUGUAGUCCUGCAGGCAGCACAGAAGAUCGCAACACGGAAUCAUGUUGCACCUACAACAAAUUACAACGACGCAGAUGGAGAUGGAGAUUUGGGCGACCACGAUACGGCUUUUCAGCAGAAGCUGUACGCACCCUACCUCAUCACGUCGAAAUUCAAAAUCUGGUGCGUUUGCGCAGUCUGGAUGUAUUACGGGAUGGUGCUGUCGACUUACGUUGCGUUCACCAUUCCACUAGAGGCAAUGCGGAUGGCACCGGCGUGGCAGAGCUCCUUUGUUGUGCUGGAGCGGGUGAUCUACGGACUGAUGCACUUAACCGCGCCGUUUUUCGGAAAGUAUUGAUUUCGAUUUUUUUUUGUUUAAUAUUCCGAUGCGAUAUUAUUUCAAUUUCAUGCCAUGUGCCUCGUCUCUGCAAGACGCGAAACACAUCCAAUUUGCACAACAACGAACGAUCUGUCUCAACACCAGGCUUUCAGACGAGACCCGGCACCCGUGGGGCAAGCGCCGACCUCUGCUCGUCGCGGGUGCGUUUCUGCUCCUGGCCUCGCACACGAUGCUGUUUUUUGCCUCCGACAGGUUACAGAUGUACACGUAUCUCUUCGCCCUCGCCGGCGCCAUGGUGGCCAAGAACCUUAUCAUUGCCUGCACCUCGGGGUAUUUGGCCGAUGUGGUGCCGAAGGAGCUGUCUUCCACCGUGUCUGGGAUUACCACACUGCAGUGCGCCACGGGGUGUCUGAUUGGUAUCCUGUGCAAAAGUAUCGUAUUCGUACUACUUGCAAAUAUGCAUGACAAAUUUUUUUCCUAAGGAAAACAGCAUUACAAAUUCCACUUUCCUUCUUGCCAAAAUUUGUAUAUGCAAUUUAUACUAGUACGACUACGACACUUUUGCAAUGCAUAAUUGGGUUCGGGCUGCAAUAUCUCCUCGCCUCCACCGCGGUCAAGUUUACAUACGUCUACGUAACCGGGUUCUACAUGCUUGGCGCCCUGCUUUUCUUCUUCGUGGCGUCGGAGCCGCCGAGCGACGUGCAGAGCCUGCAGCGGUUGCGACAGGAAUUUGAGAAGGAAAACACCCACACUGGUGCUAGAAGUACGACUACCCAGGAGAUCGGGAUUCCUGCACCAUCAACCCCUAUUACUCCCUCGACCACGGCGCAACAUUCGGCGACCGAUACGGAGUCCGUUGCGAGCAGCCACUUAGUACAGAAUGAAGCGGCGGACGACUACUACACGAACCGGCAGCCAAGAUACAACAGCACCAACCUCCACGCCAGUCUGGCGGACCGCUCAACGCGGGCACCGUCUUUAUUAUCCUCGCGCGGGCCGACGUUGCAGCGCAGCGGGUACAGCAGCGACGGGCAAACCAGCGGCAUGACAGACGAUACGGAAGAUUCUGAUGCUUAUAUGAACAACCGCGCGGAAGACAUCAUUGACACACACAUGCGGUACACGCACUACAACAGUGUCGCGGUGGUUGCAAAUUCGACGAAUGGGGCCAGUGGCGACAACUAUGAUAACCCUCGCGACCACCCAGCAGUAGACCAACGGAGAGCACAACAGGAACAGACCCGUAUAGCACGAGAGCAUCACUCGGUUGGAGAAGGGCAGCCACUCGAUGAACACUAUCAGAAGUUGAUGACGCAGCACCAGGAUCAGCACAACAAUUUGGAUUCGAACGUCGACAAAACAAAGGGGGAGCACGGCGAAAAUAAAAAUGCUUCUUGGUCUUCCAAUACCACCACCUGCUGCACCAGUCUCGCCGCUGCUUCGCAGUAUAUGUCGUCCUUUUGGAGCACUUUCUGGCACGCGCUUACCAUUUCACCGGACUACCAGUAUCUGGUGCUGGUUCGGAUUUUCUUUUACGCCGGCUGCAGUUCCAUGAGCAUGUUUCUGUUCUACCUGCGGGACGCACUCCAUGUCCCUACUAAGGCAGAGGGGAUUCAAAAACUCUCGUCCCUCGCCAUGAUUAGCCAGUGUGCGAUCAUUGUUGUCGCGGUGGGUGCCACGCUGUUGACAAGUCGGGUGUACGCACAGAAGAUGCUAAUUUUCCUCGGACUGGGGGCCAUGAUGCUGACAUUUCUGACGUUGUCUUUCUUACCCAUGUUGACUCCGGAAUACGCGAACUUGCACAACAAGAACGUCUAUGUGGAACAGGACAGCAGUCCUACAUCAAGUUCGCUGCUAACGGAAUCCACUUUGUCUAUGAUCGUACACGUGGGCGGCUUCGGGUACGGCCUGGGCACGGGGUGCAUGGCGGUGGGGGACAUGGGGCUCGCUCUGAAGCUUGUUCCGGCCGGGGUAGGAAACGGAGCGGCCAUGAGCAUUUUCGGCCCGAGCAUCACCUACGGGUUUGUCCUCGGCAGCAUAAUGAUCGGGACGGUCUUGCAGUAUUUUAAAAUACCUGGUGGCGCGGAGGACAAGGAACACUCCGCCGUGGAGCUGGCUACGGCGGCAAGCCGGAAGCAACAACCGCUCGACCACAUGGCCUCGACCACAGCGCCGCCGACUUCCAAGGCAGAUUUCAAUGGAGUUUUGUGGGAGCCGGGCUACACCGAGGGCGGGCACCAAGUGAUAGCGAUGUGCUCCCUGGUUCUGUGUGGGAUUUCCGCCGCGCUGCUGUACACCGUGGACACGCGUCGGGCGCUCGCGAAGACCGCGAAUGGGGAGCAGGAAUAGAAGAUGUGGCGAAGUGCUUUUUUUUUAAUACACAGAGAACUCAUAUGCAAAUACGUUUUCUUUGUACAAAUACGAACGAGUUUUGCUUUUGUUUCGUCGAGUCAGGCAACGAAAGUUCGAUUCGAUUGCCAAGGAUCGUUAUGGAAGUCUUGAGCGGAGUCGCGCUCGCACAGUUUCAGUUGACUUCCACCAUAUUUUUGCAAAGGCGAAUCGGCCCUUUACCGCCGCCCUUAUUUUCAUUUUUCGGGUCGUUGGUUUACAUGAUACGCAUACUUUAGUACAUAGCUCCACGCAUUCCAUAAAACGGUAACGGCUGUGGUUUGCGGGUAAUAAAGUCCAUUCCGAGUUUUUUUUGUUUUUCGCGUUGUAUGCGCCUGCUUGCGCUCUCCCUUAGUAGUUCCGACGGUAAGUAAGUAAGGAGUUACUUCUUUCGAUAAUUAGAGAAGAGCAUCCUGCUUGCGCUGCAUUAACUUUUUGCAGUCAGUUGUAAACACGACUACACCCGAAGCCGAACCUCAACGCUGUAUGGUAGACGAUUGUUAUCGUGCUGUUUGUCUUAUACUUAUUCGCGGAUUUGUCACGUACAUUACAACAAAAUCGAAUCUCCGCUCCUGCUUGCAGGAGGGCUGUUCUUGAUUUACACGAAAGGGAG